Molecule: messenger RNA, 1056 nt
Organism: Kluyveromyces lactis
Lineage: Eukaryota; Fungi; Ascomycota; Saccharomycetes; Saccharomycetales; Saccharomycetaceae
Gene: GTR2
Product: Gtr2p
Exons: 1
Coding region: 1-1056 (351 amino acids)
Biological process (GO): regulation of autophagy; positive regulation of TOR signaling; cellular response to starvation
Cellular component (GO): nucleus; Gtr1-Gtr2 GTPase complex; fungal-type vacuole membrane
Molecular function (GO): GTP binding; GTPase activity
Source: RefSeq, a predicted model, not a curated record
AUGGAUAAUAAUACGGUGGAUGCCUCUAAGGCAACCAUCCUUCUUAUGGGAUUGAGACGUGGUGGUAAGUCCUCCAUCUGUAAGGUUGUUUUUCAUAAUAUGCAACCAUUGGACACAUUAUAUUUGGAAUCAACCACCAGUCCAACUCAAGAGCAUUUCUCUACGCUAAUUGAUCUUGCAGUUAUGGAAUUACCAGGACAAUUGAACUAUUUUGAACCAAACUACGAGAGUGAGCAACUGUUCAAGAGUGUCGGCGCUCUAGUGUACGUUAUCGAUUCACAAGAUGAAUAUUUGAAUGCAUUGACAAACCUCGCGAUGAUUAUCGAAUACGCUAAAAACGUAAAUCCAUACUUAAACAUUGAAGUUCUAAUUCAUAAAGUAGAUGGUCUUACUGAAGAUUUCAAAAUGGACAUACAAAGAGAUAUAAUGCAAAGGAUUGGUGAUGAGUUACUGGACCUUGGCAUCGAAGGUAUCCAGCUUUCAUUUUAUUUGACGUCAAUUUUUGAUCAUUCAAUAUACGAGGCAUUUAGUCGUAUCGUGCAAAAGUUGAUUCCAGAGUUACCUUUCUUAGAAAAUAUGCUAGAUAAUCUUGUUCAGCAUUCCAAGCUCGAAAAAUGCUUUUUGUUGGAUAUAAACUCUAAGAUAUAUGUAUCGACAGAUUCUUCGCCGGUGGAUAUCCAGACUUAUGAAGUAUGUGCAGAAUUCGUUGAUGUUACCAUCGAUUUACAAGACUUAUACAAAGGUAAGCUGCAGAAUUCCAAUAAUAAAGAUGGCACAGACAUGAAAAGUGUAUCGGUACUCAAUAAUGGCGUUGUCAUAUAUUUGAAGCAGAUGAUCAGAGGUUUAGCAUUAGUAACGUUAAUGAGACCUGAUGAUACUGAUAUAGAAGCAAGACUAACAGUCAUGGAUUACAAUGUAGAUAUUUUCAAGAGGGGUCUUGAAAAAAUAUGGGAAAAAUCAAAGCUCAUCUCCAAUUCUCAGGACAAUGACGAUAACAAAGACAAUUGUGAGCAUGUUGCACCGAUGACAAACGGUAAUGCGUCUGCGACGUAUUAG